Molecule: messenger RNA, 1283 nt
Organism: Anas platyrhynchos (mallard)
Lineage: Eukaryota; Metazoa; Chordata; Aves; Anseriformes; Anatidae
Gene: MRPS31
Product: mitochondrial ribosomal protein S31
Cellular component (GO): mitochondrial small ribosomal subunit
Molecular function (GO): structural constituent of ribosome
Source: RefSeq, a predicted model, not a curated record
GGCAAGGCGGAACCCUCGGCUCGGGGCUGCUGUUCCCGGCCGGCGGCGCUGCGGCGGGACCGGGAGCUCGGGGCCGGGCAGCGGCCGCCAUGUGGGGCCGUGGGGCCGGGCGAGCCGCCCGCUGCUCCCUCCUCCUCCUCACCGGGCGGCCUCGCAGCAAAAUUCAGAAACUCUUCAGCACUAGCAGUGUGCUGUCUACUGAGAAGGACAAAUCGACCGCUUCCACAGGCAGCACCAAUGAAGUGGCAUCAAAGAGUCCGGAGGGUGCAGCAGAAACACCAAAGCAGAAGUUGUUGAACAUCAUUGGCAAUAUGAAAGUAGAAGUGACCUCCAAGAAGAAAUUUCAACAGCUAAAAACACAAGAGAUCAAGAAGCAAGCCACAGACAAGCUGGAAGGCCUUGACAGCAAAAGUAGCACGCUUCAAGGAGCUGCAGAAGACACCCAGCGAACCAAACCUUUGAAUCGGGAACUGGUGGAAGCUGUUUCUGCAGUCGCAUCUUCCUUACCACGCAGCAAGGAACAGACAGAAUCAGAACUACUCGCACAACUAAGAAGACACGAAGAAACCACAGAUAAACAGAGAAAGGGGGGAACUAUUAACAUACGCAAUGUUAUUUCAGAAAUGUCAAUUAAAAGGCAGUCACCAGCUCAGAGAGGUGUGAUGAUAUCCAAUCGCAUUUCCUUGGCGAUGGAGGAGGAUGGGCAAAGACUCAAGCCUGAGAGACUCUCAUCUCGCUCUUUUGACUCAAGAAGAAGUCUUAGAGAAGGAAAGAGGCUUAAUAUAUUCACUAAGGCUCCUCCAGAAAUGGAAAGCGCGCUGAAAACAGUAUCUUCACCAACGAUUUGGGAUCUGGAAUUUGCGAAGGAGAUUGCAGCAGUGACUGACCAGCCUCCCCGAAACGGUUUUGAGGAGAUGAUCCAGUGGACAAAAGAGGGAAUCCUGUGGGAGUUUCCAAUUGACAAUGAAGCAGGGAUGGAUGAUGAUGCUGAAUUUCAUGAACAUAUCUUUCUGGAGAAACACCUCAAAGACUUUCCCAAGGAAGGACCUAUUCGCCACUUCAUGGAACUUGUCAUCUGCGGGCUUUCAAAAAACCCAUACCUCAGUGUUAAACAGAAGAUCGAACACAUUGAGUGGUUUCGGAAUUAUUUUGACGAAAAGGAGGAAUUUCUUCAAGAGAUGUGAGACUUGACAUGAAGAAAAUGAAAUGAACGAAAUACUGUCUGUGCAAAGUAGUCAUGUCACCGGAAAGUUGCAUUUUAAAUAAAAAAGAUCAUACUUUCA